AUGGCCGUGGCACGGGUGACAUGCGAAGCUGGUGUGCAAACAAAUGGGAACAAAAGAAACCAGGUUUUGAAAAUUGGACAUGGUGGAACUUUGGACAGUGCAGCAGCAGGAGUUCUGGUGGUUGGUAUUGGAAAAGGAACAAAAAUGCUGAAAACUAUGUUGGCAGGUUCCAAGAAGUACACUGCCAUUGGACUACUGGGCAAAGCUACUGAUACAUUAGAUGCUACAGGAAAAGUAACCGAAGAAAAACCUUAUGACCAGAUAACAAAAGGAGAUCUUGAAAAUGUGCUGCAAAAGUUCACAGGGGACAUAAUGCAGGUUCCUCCACUCUAUUCUGCUUUGAAGAAGGAUGGAGAAAGGCUAUCAACUCUGAUGAAGAGAGGAGAAGCAGUCGAAGCAAAGCCUGCUCGGCCAGUGAGAGUGUACAGCCUCUCUCUCCAACAGUUCCAGCCACCACUAUUCACACUGGAUGUUGAAUGCGGUGGUGGCUUUUAUGUCAGGAGUCUGGUCAGUGACAUUGGCAAAGAACUCUCUACCUGUGCCACAAUGCAAGAGCUGACCCGAACCAAACAUGGGCCAUUUACGCUAGAGGAGCAUGCCCUUUAUGAAGACAAAUGGACAAUUGAUGAAAUUGCACGAUCCUUAGAGCAUUGCACGUCUCUUCUCCCGGGAGAGCCAUCUCAUAAAAAAUUGAAGACAGAGCAUCCUGGUGAAACGGCUGUGAGCUGUGAAGAUAAGUGAUAAGUUGGGUCAAGGAAAAAGACUGAAUGAUUGAGACAUUUUAAGAUUGGAUUGGGAUUGUCUUGCCUCCUGUGUAAAUUUACAAGUCUGUCCUGGGAGGGUGACAAACUGCAGUGCAAGAAAAAUGGUUCUUUUGUUUUCUGGGAUUAGAACAUGCACUGAAAAUAUCCAGCACUUGCUGUUUCCUGAUCUUUUUAUUUUCCUUCUUGCACACUGUAAAUGGGUCUGCCACUGAUGUCAAAUCUUUUGUAAACUUUUAAAGAACUUACAGGGUGC
Messenger RNA from Balearica regulorum gibbericeps (East African grey crowned-crane), 1017 nucleotides. Lineage: Eukaryota; Metazoa; Chordata; Aves; Gruiformes; Gruidae. The record is from RefSeq and is a predicted model, not a curated record.